CCGCAGCGAGAGGGGAAAGACCGAGAUUAACGAGGAGAACGGGAAUCGUAAGAAUCCAGGCGAAAAAUAUGGAAAUAAAAAAAACCUAGUCUGUUGGCUUCCGCAACAAGUCUUCCGAGGCAUGGAUUCUGAUUCCCUUCCACAAACAAAACCAAGAUCUGCGCAUUUGGUCAGAAAAUGCUAAAAUAAUCACAACCAGUUGAGGACAAUGCUUGAGAAUGGAUGAAAAUUACAAGGGGAUAGCCACUGCAGUUCCCGGGUUAACUCGCUGGAUCGACCACGCCAAGCAAAUGGAAAAAUAGGAUAACUGUUGCCGGUGGGCUUGAAAAUACUACCGCGCUUCUUUGGCCCAAAAUUGUAUCCGGGAUUUCAAAACGCAAAGAAAGUACAAUUUGGUGCAUUAAAUUCCAUUGGAGGGAUGUCAUCAGCUUCCGUUGCUUGGUAGCAAACCAUCUGUUUCGUAAAACGGGAAUUGACACUUCAAGGUGUUAAUAUGGGUGAUGUGGCGGAAAACAGGGGAAUUAAAAGGACUUUUAUCGUUCCUUCUAUAAAAGCUUUUGAUAAUUAUGAUUUUACUAGGGCUAAAAUCUGUUGUAGCCUGACAUGGCUGGUGGCCAAAGCCUUUGGGACAGACUGCAUCCCAGAGGACCUGCGGGAGCCCUUCUACACGGACCAGUAUGAGCAGGAGCACAUGAAGCCACCGGUGGCCAACCUGCUGCUGUCGGCCGAGCUGUACUGCCGUGCCGGCAGCCUGAUCCUCAAGAGUGACGCCGCCAAGCCGCUGCUGGGCCACGAUGCCGUCAUCCAGGCACUUGCCCAGAAGGGCCUGUAUGUCACCGACCAGGAAAGGCUUGUCACUGAGAGGGACCUCCAGCAGAGACCCAUCAAGAUGAGCGCCCACUUGGCCAUGAUUGACACCUUGAUGAUGGCAUACACAGCAGAGAUGGUCAGCCUGGAGAGGGUGGUGUCCUGCAUCCAGAAGUACCGCCCCCUUCGGCCUGAGGACGACAUUCCAUAUGACACAGAGGAUGCAGUGACCAGCUGGAUAAACAAGGUUAACGAACACCUGAAAGAUCUCAUCACUGAGGAGCAGAGGGCGAGGGAGACGACGUGUGAGGAGCCACUGGGAGGCCCGAGGUCUCCAACCAAAUGGUAUUGGAAACUGAUUCCUGCCCGCUACAGGAAGGAGCAGACCCAGCCGCAGCAGGCGCUCUGGAUCCCCCCGGUGGACAACGUUCUGAAGGACAACACAGAUGGUUGCGCCUUGGCUGCCCUGCUGCACUUCUACUGCCCAGACACUGUGCAGUUGGAAGAUAUAUGUCUGAAGGAGACCAUGUCUCUGGCGGACAGCCUCUACAACCUUCAGCUCAUCCAGGAGUUCUGCGCUGAGAACCUGAAUGACUGCUGCCACUUCACGCUUGAAGACAUGCUGUACACCUCCUCUUCCAUUAAGAAUAACUACCUUGUAUUUAUGGCUGAGCUGUUCUGGUGGUUUGAGGUGGUGAAGCCUUCCUUCGUGCGACCGCGUGUAUUAAACACCCAAGCUCCAGACCCCAUCCUGCGAUCGAGGGACAUGCCCACAGUGACUGUUUCUGAUGUCACCAAACGGAGCUUCAUGGAGAAACCUCCCAGUCCAGAUAAGCCCAGUCUGCCUCUCAGGCCAAAACCUAAGACCUCCACUUCAGGUGUAAUAAAACGAUCAACCUCAAUGUCCUACGUGGAUGGGUGUGUAGGGACAUGGCCAAAGGAGAAACGGUCCUCAGCUCAUGGGAUAUCCUUUGAUAUUCCGUUUGAUAAGGAAGACACCAUCCUGUCAGGCACAACUCCGAUUCGAGGGAUGAGCCGGUCUGCCAGCACGGAUGGGCUGGGAUUCAGGGUCGGCCACUUCCCCCGCAACAUGAAGAGGAACCUCUCCUUCCAGCCCGUCAACGGGCAGACUGAUAGGGACGACAUCGAGGAGGAGGGUUGUCCAGAGGGUCGGCCAGGCGGCUCCGACAGACGCCCGGGGCGACCUCUCCUGGGGAGACAGGUGGCGUUCUCAAACGGGCUGGUCCCUGAGCAGCACGGCCACGGGGCCACCCCCAGCAUCGAAGAGGCCCUGAAAAUCAUCCACAGCAAUGAGAGGCCCAAUGGCAGCCUCGGGGCGGAGGGCGCUGACAACGGCUUCUUUCUGCAUGGCCCCAGCGGGGGGGUCCCAGGCGCCAAGGCCAGGCUGGAGGACGGAGACACAGACUCAGCCUCCACGGAGGUGGACACGGGCAUCCAUGUGCGGACCGAGGACAUCCAGGACGAGGACUCGUCACUGAGGGACUACACGGUGAGCCUGGACUCAGACGCCGACCACGAGGGCGACCCGCGGGCCUCGGCCAGCCCCUGCCCGAGCCCACUCUCACUCGGCGGGAGGUCGCACGCCGGCAGCUCCACCUCCUCCAGCUCAGGUGUCCGCAUGACCAGCUUCGCCGAGCAGAAGUUCCGCAAGCUGGGCCACGUCGAGGGGAGGAGCAGUGGUGGCAGCAGCAGCUCCCAGAAGACCACACCCGAGAGCUCAGAACUCAACAUAGCGCGCUCGGGGGCCUGGUCCCCUGCGCCGGAGGACGAGAGCCCUGUCCGCCGGGCACCCCGGGACCCCACCCACAUGCUGGCCUCCGAGAUGGUGCAGCUGAAGAUGAAGCUGGAGGAGAAGCGGCGGGCCAUCGAGGCGCAGAAGAAGAAGGUGGAGGCGGCCUUCACCCGGCACAGGCAGAGGAUGGGCCGCACAGCCUUCCUGAACGUGGUGCGCAAGAAGGGUGGUGGGACCUCACCCCUCAGGGAGGAAGCCUCUGGUUCGGAGGGCGACAGGCUCUCUCCAGAUGCCCAGCCUCGCAAGGUGGUGGACGGCGAGGGCGUGCAGCCCGGGAAGACCAAGGGCGCCCCUGAUGGUGCGGAGCAAGGCCCUGAGCAGAGCCCCGGUGGGCGGCCACGGUCCCCAGCCGAGGAGGUGGACCUGGCAGAGUAUACGCGGUCCAUUGAGCGGCUGAACACCUCUCUGGGCUUCCUGCAGGUGGAGAUGCAGCGGCUGGCGCAGCAGCAGGAGAUGAUCAUGCAGAUGAGGGAGCAGCAGCAGGCCUGGGUGAUCUCCCCACCCCAGCCGUCCCCACAGAGGCAGGUGCGGGAGCUGCGAGGUGCCGUCCGCUCCGCAGGAUCCCUGUCGCCCGUCCUGCCCUCCGCCCACCGCUCCCCCACCGCCAUCAAGAGGAAGUCAGCCUCCUUCCACUCACGUACGCCCCGCACGCCGCGGCCCAGCGAGCUCAAGGUGGCACCCUUCAGCCGCAUGCUCAACACGCCGCAGUCCGUGGACAGCCUCCCACGCCUGCGCAGGUUCUCCCCUAGCCAGACCCAGCUCAGCUCCUUUGCCUACCUUGGGCACGACCCCACCCCCACCCCCAGCCAUGCCCCUGCACCUGCCCCAGGACCUGAGCCCCGAGAGAAAGACUGCACCGGGGAGCCCAAACCCGAGCUCCCUGCGCCCACAGCGGACUCUGAGAAGAGUCUGGAGGCAGGGCCACUGAAAUCCCCGACCAAAGAGAUGCAGGGGGUGAGGAAGGGAGAGGGUUCAAAGGUCAAACCCACAGAGUCGUCUGCAUCUGAAGUUCUGUCCCAGCCUGUUGCGGAGGCCUUCACGGUGAUCCCUGUGGGGAAUCCCACUGACCAAACAUUCACAGGCAUCAGGAACUUGAUAGAGGUACCCCUCUCUGUGCUGAAGCCCCCAGAGGGACAGGGUCUGGGGGCAGGCGAUGGUGGAGAUCCCAGCGGAGAGAUCCACUUGGAGGACCAGAAAAUGUGCUGUGGGUUCUUCUUCAAGGAUGACCAGAAGGGCGAGGAGGACAUUGCGCUGAAAAGGGCGGCACUGCUGGAGAAGAGGAUGAGGAGGGAGAGAGAGACACAGCAAAAGAAGCAGCAGCUGGAGGUGGAGCUUGAGCAGAAGAAGGAAGAAGCACGGAUGAAAGCGGAGGAAGAGCGUAAGAAGAAGGAGGAGGACAAGGCGCGCAGAGAGUACAUCAAGCAGGAGUACCUCCUCAGAAAACAGCUCAAACUCAUGGAGGAUAUGGACUCUGUCAUCAAGCCCCGUCCCUCCAGCACUAAGCAGAAGAAGCCCCGCCCAAAGUCGAUGCACAGAGAUAGCAUGGAGUCUCCCAAGGUCCCACCCAGGGCGGGGUCGGGUUCCCGGCCUCGUGUGUAUUCUGUCUCCAGUCUGUCCCUGGCUUCACUCAACCUGGGGGACAACGACAGUGUGAACUCAGACAAGAGGACCCCCAGAAGCAGUAAAUUAGCCUCUGGAAGCCUAUACUUCUUUCUGAACUCCCCCAAAGUGAAAAAGGCAAGGCCAGACUCCGCUGAUGGGUUUCUGUCCCCAUGCCUCCUGGGAAGUGGGAACGGAGACAAAGACUGGGAAAACGGCUCCACGACUUCGUCUGUGGCAUCCAACACAGAGUACACAGGGCCCAAGCUGUACAAGGAGCCGAGUGCCAAAUCCAACAAGCAUAUAAUCCAGAAUGCACUGGCCCACUGCUGCCUGGCCGGCAAAGUCAAUGAGGGGCAGAAGAACCGGAUACUGGAGGAAAUGGAGAAGUCAGAGGCCAACAACUUUCUGAUCCUGUUCCGAGACUCGGGUUGCCAGUUCCGCUCCCUCUACACGUACUGCCCUGAGACUGAGGAGAUAGCCAAGCUGGCAGGCAUCGGGCCCAAGUCCAUCACCCAAAAGAUGAUUGAGGGCCUGUUCAAGUACAACUCAGACAGGAAGCAGUUCAGCCACAUCCCCGCCAAGACCAUGUCUGCCAGUGUGGAUGCCAUCACCAUCUACGGCCACCUGUGGCAGACCAAGAAGCCUGGCACUCCCAAAAAAGCGCUGCCCACCAAGUCCUAGUGGAGUGACUAACUUUGCCCGGUUUCCGGGCAAACCGGGAGCCCACCGUGUUCAGCUUGCACUUCGUUGUAGGUUGUCAGCUUGGAUUCAAUGCCUGCAACGCAGCAAGGAUGAAUCGAUUUUCCUCCUUUUUUUCUCAAGUUCAUUCCUCUUCCCUCUCUUGAGUUGCGACUGGACACGGAAACCUUCUGACAUUAUGCACAACUGGAAUGUAGAGGACUAUUUAAAAUUAUUCAGUGGAGCUGACUCGAUGUGUCUGCUGUGUGAGAGCAUAGAAUCAUGGAUAAUUUUACCAAUUCGCAUGUGUGUGUGUGUGUGUGUGUGUGUGUGUGUGUGUGUGUGUGUGGUUUCUGUAUGUGGUGGGUAAUACAGGUGUGGAUGCCAUGUUGUUGAUUUGGUACACUGAAGCACUGAAUGUCUCUCAUCUGCACAGACUGAACUCUCACAUAUGCUAAUGUUAUGUGGCCUUAUGUUUGUUUUGUGUUUUGAAUGUGGGUGCUAACAGGUUGUGCAGUUGUUCCGCAAGAGGCUUUCGUACACGGGUGAAGCUUGUUUCUUAUCGUGGUCAAUUAACAUGGCUGGCAUUGGGUCCGUAUAAAAACAGGAGCGAUGAGGACCGCACUACCCAAGAAAAACACCAUCACCAGGGAUAUUCAGUUUGGCUGCUAUCACCUUAUCCUUCCGUAGACAUACUAUAUGUUAAAAGGUUGAAUCAAAAAUAUAAGGAACAUCUAUUAGGUAUAUCAAAAUAUAUUGCAAAUAUCUUUAAACGCAGACAUUAUUGCAACUUUCAAACACAGACACACACGUACAUACAUAGGAAGAAGGUGGCAAUAAUCGAUAAACUUUCCCAUAUUUGCAAUAAAUGGAUUUUAGAAUACGCUGUAAAAUUACAUUUUGUGUUAAGUAUAUAUCAUCCUAAAAUGUUAGUAUAUUUUCAGAGUGAAUUCCCUACCUUUUGGAUUAGAUAUAUUCUGCCAUAUGUCAUCGAGUGAGUAAAUACAGAUAGUAAGUCAUUGCUGAAGUACUUUCAUGCUUGACUCUCCCCACUAACCCUGUAUUUUUACCUGUUGGUCAUACUUCAUUUUAA
This is a messenger RNA of Megalops cyprinoides (Indo-Pacific tarpon), 5993 nucleotides long. Its product is annotated as calmodulin-regulated spectrin-associated protein 2-like. The coding region runs from base 494 to 4903 and encodes 1469 amino acids. NCBI's taxonomy places the organism in Eukaryota, Metazoa, Chordata, Actinopteri, Elopiformes, Megalopidae. The record is from RefSeq and is a predicted model, not a curated record. The transcript is spliced from 19 exons. Gene Ontology annotation, molecular function: microtubule minus-end binding; calmodulin binding; spectrin binding. Gene Ontology annotation, cellular component: microtubule minus-end. Gene Ontology annotation, biological process: negative regulation of microtubule depolymerization; cytoplasmic microtubule organization; neuron projection development.